Molecule: messenger RNA, 10411 nt
Organism: Pristis pectinata (smalltooth sawfish)
Lineage: Eukaryota; Metazoa; Chordata; Chondrichthyes; Rhinopristiformes; Pristidae
Exons: 9
Coding region: 358-10281 (3307 amino acids)
Biological process (GO): protein targeting to membrane
Cellular component (GO): nascent polypeptide-associated complex; cytoplasm
Source: RefSeq, a predicted model, not a curated record
UCUACCAUUCUGCAGUGCCUGGUACACACCCUGAUUUUUUUCCUGAAUCCUGCUGACAUCAUCUAGCAUGACACAGCUAAGUACAGUAGAGUGCACUGUCAGAAGGGAUGCUGGUGCAGUGCACUUUCAGUCCCAAGCACACACACAAAUACACACGCAGGAUACAGCACACGUUUGCUCUCUCUCUCUCUCUCUCUCUCUCUCUCUCUCUCUCUCUUUCUCUCUCCCCCUUCCUUGCUACCCCCCUCCCCCAGCUCAACAGCAUUGGUGAGACGAGGUGGAGAGAUAUCAAACGACACAAGCUGGCUGCUCUACCUAAACAAAUCCACAGCAUUAAUCCCGAGAUCCAGAUCGACAAUGCCUGGGGAUGCAGUGAAGGAUGCAGCAAAUCUACAUCAAGAGUUCCAACCCAAGCAAAGAAGCCCAGAUGUUUCUCCUGAUGUUUCCUGUGGCUCCACCCAUGGCAUCAUCACCCCUAAAGACCUAACUUCACCUCAAGACUCCCCGACAACGGACUCAUCAUACCUGAUGCAGCUUGCUGACGACUCAAAGUGGUCUACGGGAAUGGAACAAAGUGGGCUCCUGACUGCCAGCUCUGCUUCGGAUUGUGCUGCUGAAAGCCUGCCUGCUGAGUGCCCAGCUGAUGAAGGUGCCCGACCUCAGCCUGAAGGAGCGAGUUGUGAUACAGACACUGAUAGCUCAUAUCCCGAAUCAUCUACAGCCACAUCUUGCAUCAAGGGGAGCUCUUCGGAAAAUGAAGGCCAAGGAACCAAGCACAAACCGGAUGCGGCUCGAGAAAUGGUAGACAUGUUUGGACUAAGCACUGCUAACGGCGCACAGCUCAUCAUUGCAGACAUUGGCUCAGGGAUAUCAAAAAAGGAAGCUCUAGACGUUAACAGCCACCUACUGGAUGGUCCAUCAGCCACUGCUGACUCCCUCACUUCCACCACACGAGCCAGCUUGGAAGCCAGUGCAGGCUUGUCUUCGGGAGUGUCAGAGGUGGACAGCAUUUCAGAGACUGACACAAUAUCCAGGGAAGAACCAGACGGAGACAUACAACUGACAGAUACCAAAGCAGACAGGGAGGCAGAGAUGGCCACUUUGGAGGUGGAGGAAGAUCACGAUCUACCCAACAUACAAACAGACACAUCAGUUCCAUUGUCUUUCAUUGGCAAAGGCACAGAAUGUGCAGAAAUGGACCAAGGUGUACUGAAAGCAGGCAAUAAUGGAAACGUUCUUGCCGAUGAUGCACUCUGUCUUGUCAACUCCCCUCCCAGUGGCAUGAGUGGUAGUACUGAGUAUUCACCAACACCAGAACUUCAGGACAUUUCAAGCACUGGAAGUGAUGAGCCUGUGGUUAUGGAUCCUCUCCACAUACUGACUGUGCAAUCAAGGGCUGAAAAUGUAAAGACUGAAUCUUCACAAACUCAGGAUCAAGUUACAACCAUUGGACACACUGAUAUGCCUUUGUGUUAUUUGGAACCCACCAAAGAAUUGCCUGUGUAUUCCAGUGCUGUGGACCAUAUGUGUGCCACAGAUCCAGAUCUUUUCUUCACUGCGCCAUCCACUCCAGUAAAGAUGGCAAGUGGUGCGCAGAAAUUCUUUUCAUAUUUGACAACUGGGUUACACGAGGAGCCUGUUGAAGCCCUGGAGAGUGAAGGCAGUGAGGGCAUCUGUUCUCCACCAACCUCUCCCUCGGGAUCAUACAGAACAGCAGAAGGAGGUAGCUGGACAUCAUCAGGGACCCCAAACACAUCUUUGUCUUGCUCCCCAAACCUACUAACAGAAGUUGAAACAAUGGAAGUAUCUGCUUGCUAUGUAGAAUCAUUGUCUGCUUUUGCAGAGGAGCUCAAUGAGGAGCAGUCCGAUGAAGGGCUGCCUCUUGCUAAUGCUCCUUAUAACAUCGUUGAUGAGGAAAUUUGGACCUCCACAGAGGAGUUAACUGAAAGGUGCCUUACUGAAACACAAGAUGACCUUGCUCCUUUAGCAUUUGAUAAUGAAAAUCUUGAAACUAGUGAAGAUGAUGAUGGUGAUGAUGAUGAUGGUGAUGAUGAUGAUGGUAAUGAUGAUGGUGGUGAUGACGGUGGUGAUGAUGGUGGUGAUGAAGAUGAUGGUGAAGAUGAUGAAGAUGAUGGUGAAGAUGAUGAUGGUGAAGAUGAUGAUGAUGAAGAUGAUGAUGAUGAUGAAGAUGAUGAAGAUAAUGGACAAGAAAAUAUAUCUCUUAAAGAUCAGGACAUUUCCAGUAAAGGUCCUGGAUUAAUUGAGACUAAUAAUAUGAAUCAACAAUCAGAUGUGACAAACUGUGAUGUUGGUACAGAAUUAGGGGACUCACCAACAAUAACACAGAAUAUUACAACUGAGGAAAAGAACUGUACAAUCACUUCCGAUGGAAAACUGGAAGAUCCAAUAUCCAUUCCUCAGGAAGAAGACAAAUCAGAGUCAAAAUACAAGGGGGAGUUUGAUGAUGGUGAAUACAAUUGUAAAAAUAUUGCAACAGUACCUAGUAAUGAAGACGAACCAAUAGGAAUGGGUACACCCGAAAUAGACGCUAAUGUUGAUGAGGUUUCUUGGCAGCUUGAGUCUAAUCCUAUUCAAGAUCAAACUGAGGAAGAAAGCACAAAACCAGUAGGAUUACCUGACAACUUUUCUUGUCAGAAAUCAAAAGACAGUAAACUAAUUUCUGAAUUGGAAUGUGCAUCAGUGGAACAAAUGGGUGUAAAUCAUGGGUCAACUGACAUAGGUGAUAGCACAACUUACUCAGCACAUAACUACUUGCUCACAUCUAAGACAGCAAUGGACCAAUAUGCUUAUAGGAAACAUUACAAUGAUUGCACUACUAAUGCUCCUCUUGCUUCCUCUGAGGAACUUGCUGAAGAUUGCAAUGACUCAUUUAAUGAAGAAAGGAGCAAAAAAACAGCGAAAGAACCCGAUAUAAAAUUUGAAACUUUACUCUCCGGCCAACUCGAUUUACCAUUAGAUGAAUCAGUCAAGGAAAUUUCUAAGACUUUUAUCAGUUCUGUAUAUGACAGUUUUCUCGAAGUUGAAGAUGAGCUUGAAAGAUCCAUUCCAUUAGCUUCAGCACUUGGCAUUCCAGGGGGCCAACCAUCCACUCAAGUUGCUAGUCCCUCUGAAAUGACAGACAUAGAAAGUGGUCCUGAAGUCGAGACUGGGGUGAUGCUCCAAUCUCCAUAUGAAGCCAUUGGUGCAGGACUUGAUAACGAGAGAAUGGUGCCUUUGUCAUCACUAUCAUUUCGAGGCAGUAUUAUUUUCGAGGCAGAGUCUAUUGAAAUUACAUCAUUGUCUGCAGUAGCCCCAACAGAACAGGUAAAAGUUCAGGAUGAUGGUGAUGUUCUUCCCUGUGAUGAAGCUAAUGAUGGUGGUGAUGUUACUGAAGGCGAUCAUGCUGUUGAUGUUAACUGUGAUGUUGGAGAUGAAGAUGAAGACAGCUCAGUGUCAUGCCUUUACUCACUUUCUGAGAACUCUAUCACUGCAGGAGUUGACGAAUCCUUCGCAUUUCAAGACACCACGUCAGAAUCAUCGGCUUCUGCAUCUCUUGAAGGAGAGGAUGAAAGAAUCACUGCAGAGCACUAUGACCUACCCUCAGGAGCUAAUGAAGAAUGUACUGAAAGACCAAAAGAUGAAUCUGUUGAUUCAGGCAGUGACAGUGAGGUAGAGAUGUCCUCGGCAACUUCGACAUCAGACUCUGAAGCAUGUGGGCCCUACUGCACUACAAGUAUGGCAUUGCGUGACAUGGCAUCAGUACUGCAGACUGGGAAUUUUGGCAAAGCUGAAGAACCGCCUAGUUCUGGAAUGGAAGUGCAAAAGAAUUGCAGAAAGGAACCCAAGGGCAUAGACACUAAUAGCAAGGAUGAAGCCCAAUCGGUACUUGUUGCUGAAGUAACCAAUCUACAAGCUCCAACGUGUGACACAGCUUCUCCAUUACAGACACACACCUUACACACAGAUGCACUGUCAGAAGGCAGCUCAUUGCCUUUUCCCAAUGUGCCAGAUGAGUCUCAGCAAAUACCAUUGGUUGAGUCUAUAAAAACAAACUCAGAGAACCUUUCAGAGAUGGUAGUGAAGGGUGAUGAGAAUGAGAUACAUUCAACUGAUUCGGACAGUGAAGAUCUGUCAUUUGACUCUCCAGCCUUUGGGGAAAUGACUCAUGAACUGGCAUCCUGUGAAAGGCAAUCAUCAGAGCUGGAAUCUCUCCCCACCUUCGAACAGACCCAAUCAGAUAGCUGUGGUGGGACACUAACCAUGUUUCAGGAUAUAAAGGAGCAUUCACCCACAGAAUCAAAUUCAACAAGUCUCUCUUCUCAUUUGGAAAAGGACUUGAAUAAAGACGAUCUUGACAUUGAAUUAGCUUCUGAUUUACCUGAAGGUAUGAAUAAAUUUGACGAUUACCACAAUGACAUGAUCAGUACACUGUCUGGAGAUGAUGAGAACAAAGGGCCCAAUUCUGAGAUGUCCUUGAAUGUGCCUGUUGACCUGGCCAGUGAUGUUGAUAUACCAAACAUCAGCUCGAGUGAAUCAAAUUCUGAAAAUAACAAUUCUGUGUUCACCAUACAGAAACCAUGUGAAGGUGGUCAAUAUUCCAUUGGGAAAACCAUAGAUUCCACAAAUAUCAAUAAUAUCAGUGAGGAUUUAGAGUCAGUCUGUAAGAAAAUUGACAAUCAGUCUACUAGUUUUGAAGAAACUGAAAACUCUCCCUGUGUCAGUCCUUUCCCAUUAGAUUCAGCCAUUUUAAACACACCGGAACCCUCCUCUCCUGAUGAAUCACAAAUUUUAGAUAUCCACGGAGACGAUCUCAGACCAAAGUCUUCUUGUUCUAUACUAGCUUCCUCAGAGGACAGUGUUGUCGAGGAACGUGAUGUCCCUCUUUAUGCUGAAGAGUUCCUGCAAAUGUUACCUAAAAAUAAACCAGCAAUGGGAUCUGAAAACAUUAUUGCAUUGGGCUUCAGAGACAUAACGCUGCCUCCUCAUGGAACCACCACUGAGAACACGGAUGACAGUAGACCAAUUGAGAAAGUAUCUCAUUCCUUGCCCAGUACAUGCCAAUCUGAAACAAGGUCUGGCCUCAAUAAUCUUUCUGAUUUAACAAAUACUGGAAAAGCAGUUGGAGCACCAACAAAAAACCUUGGAGAAAAUAAUCUGGAGGAACAACAUAAUGAGACUUUCAACAUUGCACCGACAGAAAUGAUGAACAUAGCUCCUGGGGACGCUUCAGUGAAUGGGGAUUCGGCAUAUGAGGAACGUCAAGAUUUUACAAGCAAUCCAAUAUCUCAAUCAUUAAAAGAAUUAUCUUCAUCAGAAACAGAAGAUUAUGACAUGACCAGUGAACCAGAACUUCCUGAAUCCAUUCCCCCAGCUAAGGACACCAAAUCUACUGAUGAGAUCAAUAAACCUAUUGGUGACACCAGUACUUCACCAGAUGUGAGUGCUCAACAGGAUAAGACCUCAUUAGAUUCAUCUCAGUUGCUAUCCACCAAGAUGGAGUCUAGUUACUCAGAAUCAUUGCUGGAUAAACCAGAUCAAAAACCUGAAGAUCAACAGGUUGAAAAUGGAACAGGAAACAAAGUUUAUACUAUUGCCAGUCAAGAAGAUUUUGAUGCUGAACGAAAAGUUGACAUUGAUCAACCUAAUUUAUCAGAUCCUGAGUUAAGUUCAAACUCCAUAGUAAGAAAUGAUUUAGUGAUGUGUUCUGUCUCCUUACCACAAGAAUGCUUCAAUCCUGUAAGGUUUCCUAAUGUUCAGACUACAAGUGCUGUUAGCCAAUUAAAGGUCUUGAGUUCCAGUUUAGAAGUUGGCACUGAUCCAAAAACCAGCUCGGAAGAGUAUGAUAAUCAGAUCAAACUUCCCACUACACCUCUUGAAGAUAUUGGCAGGCAAGUGGGACCCGCCGAUAUUCUGCAAAACAAUGAUGUUGAUAAAGCAGAAGACUUGGAUAUUAUACAUGAAGAGAGUAAUGAUCAAACAGAGCCCUUAGAAAGCUUACCAGACAAUACCAAUCAAGUGGAUAUUACAGACUUAUCAUUAGAGAAUACUGCCAAUACCUUUUUGAACCAGAUGAUAAAAGAUGAUACUUGUCAAAUAGAGCUUUCUAGCAGUAAAUCAGAACCUUAUUCUGUUGAGUCACAGACCACAGAGACAACAUUUAGAGAUGGAGAUGGGAAACUUGAGGCUCCAGGUGCAUUCCCAGAAGAUCAUACUAUUAUGUCAGAGAUCCAGAGGACAGAGGUUGGGGAUUUUGUUGGACAGUUGGAAGUAACCAGUAUCCAUUCAAGAGAUGGUGCUUGUAAAUUGGAAAGUGCAGACGGAGUGAUAGAUAAUAUUAAUCAAGUCGACGUUUCUCACUUCCCCUCAGAAGAUAAUGCCAGUAGAUCCACAGCUGUAGAUUUGGCAGCUGUUUGUAUGGCUGGUCAUCUGGAAACGUCCAAUGCUGUAUCAGAAGAUAUUUCUUUUCAACCAAAGACCAUUAAUGGAAUGGAAAAAGAUACUUCAGAAAAUGUUGAUGCAGGCAACUUAGACAUUUCUGGUGUCGUUACAGAAUGUACAGAUCCUACAAUAGACAAGCUGCAAGGGGAUUCUGUUGGUCAACUGGAACUAUCUAACAGCAGCCCAAGGGAGGAUACCGACCAAUUAGGAAACAUAAAAACAAUAUUGGAUAAUAGUGGAAAUGAAGUAGAAUUCUCUGAAACUUUACCAGAUGAGUUUGCAUGUAAAUCAGAUGUUGCCAACAUGUCAAUCAGAGAUAGCAGUGAGCAAGUCUCAAGCAUCUGCUCAGGAAGUGUCAUUGACAAGGUAGAGGUUUCUGGCACAAGAACGGAUGACAACUCUAUUGAAGUCAGUUUAUCAGAAGUUAAUGACCACAAAGAAAUAAUCAAAGACAUUGAUGGACCAGUGAAACUCAGCAACACAUUGCCAGUAGAGGAUGCUGAUUGGCUUGAAGGUAUGGGCACUCUUCCAGUGGAAGAGGAGAAUCAAGAAAAGGUUGGUGAUGUCCAUGUGAUAGGAAGUGACACCAGCCAGUUUGAAGAUAUGGAGACUCUGCCAAUAGUGGAAGUUAAGCAAGUAAAACCCAGUCACAUUCAAUCAGAAGAUGAUGCUGGUAAAUCAGAUUCUACUUGUACAGUGGUAUACCAAGACAAAGUGUUAGAAAGCGAUAUUGCUAAAUACUCAGAUAUCCUACUAAGGAACUCCACUGAAACAUCAGAGAUUUCAGGAGACCCUAGUACCCAGAUGGAGAAGUCUUGUAGCCUAUUGCAAAAUGAUUCGAGUGAAGUAAAAGAACAAGAUCAAACCCACUUCUCUGAAAUAUUACCAGAGGAUGAUGCCAUGGACACAGGACCAGAAGAUGGUAAAGAUCAAACAGAAGUCACUGAAGUUCUUUUGGAUGAUGCUCCUCAUAAUUUGGAGACUGCAGGUGCUAUGUCAAAUGAAGAUAAUAGUGAUGAAAAUGACAAAUCCACAGAUAUGUCAUUAAGUGGAGAUCUGAGAAUAAUUAAUGUGGCACAAAUCAUACCACAUAAUGAAGCAGAGAUCUCUACCAACACACCUGAAGAACUUGAGGUGGAAGGCUCUACACUAAGAUGUAGUGCAUCAACAGACAAUGAUGAUUCAAAAGCCACAGAUGGUGGGAAAUAUAUCCUUGAUUCAGCAAUAGGAAACAAUACAAGUCUAGAAGAGAACUUGGGUAAGAGUUCAAAAGAUAGUGUUGGUGAAAUAAGUUCCUUCAGCCAUUCGGAAGGACAUGAUGAUAGUACAUUAGAAGUUGCAGAGGCAGUAUCACCAAAUGAUGAUCAAAAAAUAGAACUAACUGAUACCCAGCUGAGGGAUGAUGCUUGCCCAUUGGACAUAGUAAACUUAGUAUCAGAAAGUGAGCACAAAGAAACUUCAAGUAUCCCACAAAUCAGUAAUGCUGGUCAACUAAAUCUCCUUGACCCCUGUCACACAAAACUCUCAAGGAUGUCACCAGGCCACACUGGUGACCAGCUGGAGGAUUUAUGCUUUGAAGAAAGGAACAUCAAUAAUCAACCUGAACUCCCAAACCAAACUCCAAUAGUGGAUGAUCAUCAACAGGAAGUUUGUGAAACUGUAUCAGAACCUUCUCAUUACAAUUUAGAAGUCUCAGUUUCUGCAGAAGGAUUGGGUUCUUCAGCUCCACCGCUGUCAGAAUCUGCAGCAGCAUUAACUGAUGAAUGUCUAGAGUGUUCUCAAAGCCUGACCAACAAUGUUACAGAGUUAAUUGAUCAAGUAGCUCCUGAUGAUCUCACUGAUAUCACUCCACAAGAUACGGCUUUAGUAACUCAAGAUGCUUCAGAGGGUGAAUCAGAAAAAGUAGACGAUACAAAAAGCCACAGUUUAGCUGCAGAACCAAAUACAGAAAUGGAAGUUUAUGAGGUAGUGACAUCCUCUAAAGUAUCAGAGUUUGCACCUGAAGCUGAACUUGACCUUUUCACUGAUGAAUCCAAUAACUUAACUUCAGAAGGUUCCAAGUCAGAAGAUGUUGAGAUAAUUCUUCCAUCAGAGCCUGUUUGCAUGCCUUCAUCCAUCCCUCCUGUCUGUCUAGGACCACAACAUACCAUUCAGGACCAAAAGGCAGAUAUGGUUGCUUUAAAAAGUGAGGUGGUAGUGGGAGAGUUGUCAGUGGAGGUGCCCACUGACCUGGAAGAAAGUAAGGGAGAUGAGGGUGCACCAAGUGAUAUGUUAGAUUCAUGUGAAUACCAUGAGCCUGAAGGAUUGAGUUGCACCCAAGGUGUUGCUGAUUUAGAAAUAGACUCACAUUCUAGUUCAGAUGUGAACCAAACUGAAUCUGAUGCUCCUGUUGUUACACAAAAUAGUGAACAAUUGUAUUGUGACAAAAAAGGCAAUGGGACAUCAUUGGAGACUCCAUGUCAAGAUCAAAAACCUGUUUGCUUAGUAGGUAGUGACAGAGAAGAAAAGGAUGACACUUGUCACCAUGUGAUUGGAGAAAACUCUCAGGAUAAAAAAUUGGAUACUUCGCAUCAUUCCGAAAAUUUCUCCACCAUUGGUCAUUCACUGGUAGAGGGUCCAGAAUUUAAUGCAUUGCUCAAUGCAUCUUGCAAAACACCAGACAGACCUCUUGUAUGUCCUCAUGCUACACUGAGUAACAUUCCUUCUGCAUUUUCAAUGACAGAAUUUGGUUUUGCUUCUGCACCCAUCCAUUCCGUUGCAAACUUAGAAAAAGCUUCCCCUGCAACCUGCCCUGAACUGACUAAUGGCCGCUUUUCUGCUGUAUCCUCCCCAUCGAGUAAACUGACAUUAGGACAACAGGACCAAGAAAGCUUUUCAACACAUGCUGAUCCAGCUGAAAGAGCACCAGAGGAAGAUAAAAGCCAUGAGGAGUUUAAGGUGUCUGAUGCAAUGGAUUUGGAAGAGAAACCAACAGUCCCACAGAUCCCUGAGAAACUGGAGCAGUGCCCUGGAGUUGAUCACCUGGACUCCAUCCAAGCAGAAGCCAAGUCCAUGGACACAGAACCCAUCUGUCGGACCCGUCAUGCUUUCAGCCCAUCAGAUUCGAGUUCCUCCAGCGAGAGUGAGCUGCCAUUCCCAAUCCCACUUGAAGAUGUUAGGAAAAGAAGCUCUCCCCAGGAGGUCCCUGUUAAAUCGGAAUCCGCAGAUGCGCAGAUUCCGUUGAAGCAAAGGACUUUUGAGACCACUGCUAUCAACAAAGGGUCUUGCAAUGAAUCGGACAGCGAUGAUUCGGUACCUGAGCUUGAGGAGCCUGAGGUUUCUGUUCCACUAGCUGGACAGGAACAGUCACAGUUGGCACAAGCAGUGGGGAUUGGUGAUGAGCCUGUGAGUAAAGCUAAACAGAGCCGGAGUGAAAAGAAGGCGCGAAAGGCUAUGUCCAAGCUCGGUCUGCGACAGGUACAUGGUGUGACAAGGAUAACAAUCAGAAAGUCUAAAAACAUCCUGUUUGUCAUAACAAAACCAGAUGUUUUCAAGAGUCCAGUGUCUGACAUCUACAUUGUCUUUGGGGAAGCAAAGAUUGAAGAUCUGUCCCAGCAGGCUCAUAAAGCAGCUGCUGAAAAGUUCAAAGUUCCCAUUGAACAUGCAACUUUGAUCCCUGAAACAACUCCAACUCUCAGCAUUAAGGAGGAGAGCGAGGAAGAGGAGCUGGAUGAAACGGGACUUGAAGCUAGAGACAUAGAGCUGGUAAUGGCCCAGGCAAAUGUCUCAAGAGGAAAAGCUGUGCGAGCUCUCAGGCACAACAAGAAUGAUAUUGUCAAUGCUAUAAUGGAAUUAACGAUGUAAACCGCAAAAUGGAGAUCUAUUUCUAUAUAUAUUCGCUGGAUAUUAUCAACAUUAUAAACUAUAACCAAACUGUAAAUCAUACAAGUUUGCAUCUGUUAUACUGCUAAUAAACUCAGUCUAUGGAAACCAA